Molecule: messenger RNA, 1239 nt
Organism: Symbiodinium natans
Lineage: Eukaryota; Dinophyceae; Suessiales; Symbiodiniaceae
Source: the annotation of a GenBank genome assembly
AUGGCGGACCGAGAUUCCUCCGCUGUUGGCAAGCCUGGCCGCGGGCCCUUGCCACCUCUCCCGGAGGACCGGCGCCCGCGUGCCCGUGCGCCCCGGAGGCCCAGCUCCGCGCAGGCUGAGAAGUCCAGGGGCCAGGACCAGAAGCCUCGGGAGAUUAUCCGGGCUCUUUCCCUGCCACCGCUCCAGAGCGAGAAGACCUCGAAGGCCGCCGACCGCGACCGAGUGCCUCGCAAGCCCCCGCCGGCCGCUGAGCCGAGCUCGGCGCGUCCUCCGAAGAAGACUGCGACAUCGUCGCCUCGGGCAUUCCAAGCAGAGAUGGACGAGUGGAGGCGGCGUAACGGCGUGCCGGGAGAUGCGAAAGUCUUCAGCAUCACAGGAGCUUUUCCUGGUGUUCGCAAAGCGCUGGUAGCCAGAGGCUGGCAUGAGAAUGAAGAUCGGCAAAGUCCAUGCUGGGACCUCCGCUACGCCCUCUGGCAGCGGGACCUGGGGGAGAUGAACGACUUGGACGACUGCCAGGUCGUCAACUACUUUGCGCGAAAUGCAGAGCUGACCUCGAAGGUCGGCCUCUGCAACAGCUUGUACAACUGCUGCACGCUGGACCGAGUCGACGUGAACUCCUUCUAUCCGCGCUGCUACGACUUGACCACACCGGCUCAGGCGGAGCACUUCGUAGAGGACUUUAAGCUGACCACGUGUCGGUGUCUGCUCCGCCGCUUUGUGGAGCUGGGCGGCCGCUGUGCUCCAGAUGGCAUCCCCUGGAAAGCCUACCCGCGCGAAGUCGUCCAAGCAGCCCUGGAUGUUUGCAGGCGUCAAGCCAGGGCAGUGGACGACUCCCUCGAUGAGGCUUGGGUGCCCGCCAUUUCCGACGAGGAGUGGGCCAUCGUCAAGGUCUGGUCCUUGAAGACUCCGGGAAAGCGGGUCGAGGACUUCAUCAACCUCGUCCCACCUUAUAGGCACAGCCGCGGGUUGAAAGCUAGGUUCCGGGUCGCGAGGCCUACAGGCGCCCGAGCUCUCGGACUCGUUUCCUUGAUCUGCGCGACAUGUUCUGCGCAGCAGGCAUGCGGCCUGCAGGUGAAAGACCUAUGCCGUGAAUAUGCGGCUAUCGCGAAUGACCCCGGCGCUUCGCCGCCGGAGGCCGUCGCGUGGGCUUCUCCUGCCGCUCACCUCGAUCGGCUGAUGGUGAAGAACAGGAAUGCUUACCCCUACCAAGACUUGAUCGUUUCAAGUGAACUUGGAUGA